AUGAAAGACCGACUGGCUCAGCUGAAGGAGAUUGAAGACAUCCGCAGCAGUAUUGAUAAGAUUGACGAGAGUGUCACAGAGAUCAAGAAGCUCUACUCCACCAUCCUGUCGGCUCCGACCUCCGACCAGAAAACACAGGAUGAUGUCGAGGCCCUCACCAACGAGAUUAAAAAGUCAGCCAACAACGCAAGAAACAAACUGAAGAGUAUCGAGCGCCAGCUGGAGUCAAACACCGAUGAGAGGGCGUCGGCCGACCUCAGGAUACGCAAGUCACAGCACGCAAUUCUGGCCAAAAAGUUUGUAGAGGUGAUGACGAAGUACAACGAGGCUCAGGUGGACUUCAGAGACAAGAGCAAGGGACGCAUCGCCCGCCAGCUGGAGAUCACUGGAAAAACAACGACUGAUGAGGAGCUGGAUGAGAUGCUGGAGGGAGGAAACUCUGCAGUCUUCACAGCAGGGAUCAUGGACUCUAAGAUCAACCAGCAGGCCCUGAAUGAGAUUGAGGCUCGUCACAAAGACAUCAUGAGGCUGGAGAGCAGCAUCAAAGAACUCCACGACAUGUUUGUUGAUAUUGCCAUGCUGGUUGAGAACCAGGGUGGGAUGAUUGACAGGAUCGAAAGCAACAUGGACCAGUCGGUGGGCUUUGUAGAGAGAGCCGUGGCCGACACCAAGAAGGCUGCCAAAUUCCAGCAGGAGGCACGCAGGAAACAAAUGAUGAUCUUCUGCUGCUGCGUGAUUUUGGCUGUCAUCCUCGGUUCAUUUGUCUACAGCUUCAUCAAAUAGAGACCCUAAUGAAGAAAGUCUCCCACCAUCUGAGGCCACGGGAGGCCGCAGGACACGUCUGCACUCAGUUUGCUCUAAUUUCAUUACAUAUCAGGAACAAAGCGCCACAUUUAUGAUCAGUUCAGUCAGAAAAACAUGACGACAGCUUUCUUCUUCAUGGUCUCGCUCCAGUCUGAGUUCCUAACCUGUCCAAUAACACACUGGAUAUGACUGUGUGCACAAAACAGAAAAGAGAUGCUGGAGACCUUUCAGUGCAGUGACACGUCAAUAAUCCCACCAAGAAUGUCCAGAUUAUAUUAUUGCAUCAGCUCAUUGUUACUUAGCUGUGCUCAGAGAAGUGCACAUGUGUGUGACACGUCUUACCCUAACCCUGCUGCAGUUGUUCUGCUGUGGAGCGAUUUUUCAGAACCACACUUGGAAUUUGAAAAUGUGCAGUAUGAAAGGUCACCACCAAUCAGGGCCGAGCCCUGUGAAUUACUGAGUGUGGCUGCUAGCAUGCUCCAUUUCAUUCACUGAUUUGUCCACUUAUCAGAUCCAUAUUCAGGAAAGUGCACCUGAUUAGUAAACAACUUUUGAAUAAUGCAGCCAUGAAAAGCUUUUAUUAGGAAGAUUAGCUGUUGUGUUGCUGUGUAAGGAAUAAACAGCAGAGCGUGUCCAUUAAUAUUAGAGUGAAGUGAGUACAGCAGGUGCAGGUACCUGACACACCUGUGCUGCAUCCUGCCCCGUGUCCACAGCAGGCCUGUCAGAGGCCUUUAGGAUUCACAGUAAAAAUCCACGUAGUGAGCUUUUAACCUUGAAGUGAUUAAAAAUGGCUGAUCUUAGAUGGUGUGACUCAGGAAUUGAUGUUUGUUUUAAAUGUGUAAGAUUAGAAAUACACAUCAUUUGAUGAUUCAGGUAUUUGGUUUAGAUCUUUGUUGUUUGUGUGUUUAUUACGACUGAACUCUCAUAUUUGUACAAUGUGCUUGUGUGUGUGGACCGUUUAUGCUUGUUAUUCUGGCACUUGCUCUGACUCACACUGUGGUGUUGGAUGCAGUGCAGCCCACUCGUGAACUGAGAGCCUGCUCUCUUAUAUCAAUAUUUUUGAAAAUGUGUAUUCCAAUAAAAUUCCAAUUGGAGGUUUUCUGAGGCAUCUAAACAAACUGAUGGCAGACUCUUUAGUUGCGCAGUGUUCAGAAAAAUAACCUGGAAGAUUCGUCAUGUCGUCGAUAGUCGACAGGCAGCUGUUGUGUGACAAUGAACUAUCGCAGAUUUUAUUCAUCUUCAAAUUUGAUCCUAGGACCGCUAAAUAUCAAAUCCCGGGGAUUGAGGUGUGCAUUCACACGCUGUAAGGUCUGCCGAUGCUUCCAGCGCUUCAUCGUUAGCUUCUUUGUACACGCUGCGUGUUUGUGUCUGCUGCUGACUGAA
Neolamprologus brichardi is the source of this 2187-nucleotide messenger RNA. NCBI's taxonomy places the organism in Eukaryota, Metazoa, Chordata, Actinopteri, Cichliformes, Cichlidae. The record is from RefSeq and is a predicted model, not a curated record.